AUGGCGAGAACAUCGUACACGGAGGCUGAGAUCGACGACUUUUCAUUACGCGAAGCUAUUGAAGUAGCAAAGAAAAAUCAGAUAUCAACGGAUGGAUUGAAAAAACUUAAGGAAAUAAUUUGCAAAUUGAAAUCACAAUUAGUGGAAGACAAACGAAAACGAGACGCGGUUAUAACAUCCCUGGAUUCAGUAGCAGCAGAGGAUCAUGAACUAAGAAAGGAACUACAUAGUGUGUACGGAGACUUGAUCGAGUUGUUACAAAAUGUGGAGCUGGAAAAUGAAAACAAUCCCCUAACAGAUCUGCUACAUAGACACUACAUGAACUUCACUGAUUCACUCAAAAAGGAGAAGGGCCGAUUAUCACAAAAGACAUCCAGGUGUCCAAUCCUAGUUUUAGGAGAGACCGGUGCAGGGAAGAGUUCCUUUAUCAACCUUCUACUCGGCGAGGAGGCCCUGCCUACACAACUACUUAGUAACACCAAUGUCAUUUGUGAAAUUCAGCACAGUGACAGUUAUUGGGCCAUUUUGUAUAACACAGAGAAUGAACAGAAGAAGAUAAGCAAUGUGGAGAAAUCAUUAUUUUUUAAGUCCCUGGCUGACCACAUACAGAAAUCAAAUGGAUCGCAGGCAGACAACACUGCCAAGUACCAAAAAGCUGAAAUAUACCUUCCAUGUGAUAUCUUAAAGACAGGACUAGUGAUUGUAGACAGUCCAGGCAUUGGAGACACUCCACAGAUGACACAGAUGGUUCUGGAUUACAUCCUCGAGGCUAGCUCCUUCAUCUACAUCAUCAACAGUGCUAACGCAGGCGGAGUACAGGAAGAAAGGGUACAAGAUUUGGUGUGUAACGUUUUGAAGAGAGCUUUCAGGGAUCAGCAGGAUUAUCGACCUGAGUGUGCCUUGUUUGUCUGCAACAAGUGGGACAGGGUGCCUAUAGCUGAGAGGACGGAUGUAUGUGAAGACACUGUUAAGAAGCUGACUUGUAACACCGGGUGGCCAGACUGUAAGACAUCACAGAUAUUCUGUAUUUCUACAACAGAGGCCAGCUAUGUUCAAAAGGAGCAUCCCCACUAUGUCUAUGGUCAAUUUUCCCUCCUCCUGGAAGAGAUUCUCAGACUUGUUCCCAAAAGUAGAGAGAUUUUUCUUGUCAAUUCAACAAGAUUGUUGUUAAAUUUCUUAGACAAAUGUAUAUUCUGCAUCGAUACAAGACUUCCAAAAGAUGGAAUGACGGAGGAAGACAGGAAGAAAGAUAUUGAAAGACACAAAGCCAAAUUUUUGGAAAUCAAAGAAGGAAUCAAAAUAUUUUUCAAAGAGCAAAAGAAGAAACUUAAACGCAAAAUUUUUGAAAUUUCUGAGGACCUCAGCAAAUUUUUGAUACAGGAAGAAAUUAUGGAAGAUAUAUGUGAUGUUGCAAAAUACGAAAAAGCUGUUCGAGCUCAGACAUGGAAAGAAGCCAUGAUUUGUACCCGGGCAGAGUUGUACACUCAAAUCACCAGUCAAAUCCAGAAGUGGGAAAGGAAGAAUGGUCUUCUUGAUAAAGCCAGUAAAGAAAUUGGAGAGGAAUUUCGUGAAAACUUCCCCAACUUUGGUGCUCAGAUAUCUAAGACAGAGAAAAAAUUUCAGGAUCGUGGUAACUGGACAGUGCUAGAAAAAGAGGAUGAGCCUUUCAUCCCACUCUCUGUUGCCAGGCGAUUUGAAACCUUGGACAUGGGAUUCAAGGUACUUGUAGGUGUAGGAAUGGCUCCCGUGCUUCUGCUAGGUGCCAUCCUUCGCCUACCAGUAUAUACAUUUGUAGAGUUGAAGCGUAAAAUCACACAACUGACACUGCAGUCUACUUUUGAUAGUUCAGACAAGAAGCAGCAAGAGAUGGCAGUGCGAAAGUAUGCCGAGAGUGUGUUGAGGUCAGUUGUUGAUCCAUUCAAUCUAGGUCCGCUCAUGAUCAAAGAAGUUCAGCCUCUCUUUGGCUACUUGAAAAACCAGCGGGUCAGCUUAACCAAUGAGGUAGAGGCUGAUUUGAAAAUGAUAGAGGAAGCAGAAGAAAACAAGAAGGAGGCUGAUGCAUUCAAAAUCAAAUUUGCACCUGUCAUAGAAAAAUUCCGAAAACUUGAAGGAAGAACACUCUUCUUCUUUUUAAUGCAUUUGCACAAACCGCACACCAAGGAUAUCAUCAUGGAGUCAGACUUGGUGGAAUCAGGGAUGGUAUCAGAAGGCUGUUUAUCUUACAUCAUGGAGGCCAAGGUGAAAGAAACCUCCAGGAUACAGGGUUACACAACUGUCGCUGUACGUCACAGUAAGGUAGCUGUGGAUGCCAGCAACAUCAGACAGGUUCUCAACGAUGAUAAAGCAUACAGGUUUAGUACACUGGUUCAUACCCUUGGAUGUGUGAAGACAGCAACAAAGAUCUCCCAGGUGAUGCAGCCUCUCCAGCACUGUCUGCGUAAACACUUAUCAAGUCCAGUGUCCUCUCUGGAAAAACCUCGCUAUCUAUUCCAUUUGGCUGAAGAUGUGGUUAAAGGCCUUGGUUACCUUAAUCAGAGAGGCUACGUUCAUAUGGACCUGUCACUGGACACUAUCAUGGUAGAUGUACAUCGUAAGGUGAAGCUUGUUAACCUAACAAUGCCUAGGAAGCUACCAGUCACAUUGUUUCCACCAGAUGGGUCUCCUGUACUCAAAUAUGUCCACUUUGACGGACGACUGAUGAACCAACCAGACAAAACUGUGUAUACCAUUCAGCAUGACAUGUACUCGGUGGGAAUCAUGAUGUACGAGAUGUGGACAGGACAUCGCGCCUUUCAGGACCGUAUUGAAGGGGGCAUCAAACUGCUCGGUCAGCUGGUCAGUGUUCUGAAGGAAAACAACUUUAAUGCAUUCCAGCUUCUUAAGAAAGAGACGGAUCUAGCAAGUGUGCAAGUUUGGGUUGACACUAUUGAAAGUUGUUUGUAUGGAAAAGUGAAAGAUCCUGAGGUUUGGUUAAAGUGUAUGUCUGAAAUGUCUGGUAGGAAUUCUGUUGAAAACUAUACAACUCCUUAUAAAAAUUAUGCAAUGGCAAAAUAAGUGUUGUCUAAUUAGAUAUUUGGUGUUAAGGUUGUUUGUGUGCCAUUAACACUACAGUUCUGUGAAUAGUCUAUCAGAACUCAUUGGUAGCUGGUUGAACAGAGAAAUCAACAUGUUUUAAUAUUGAUUAAUUAUAUGUGCCCCUGUGACAGGGAUGAUUUUAUUUGUGUAUUGUAAUUUUCUUGAGAACAUUGUUUGUGUAACAUGGAUUACCAAAUAAUAGGAGUUAGUGUGAUUGUGGAGGAGUUAUUCCCCUUCUAUGAGUCUUGUUUGCAGGAGUUAAAAAGAUAUAAAUCUUGUCAGUAUGUUACAUGUGUAGCAGCAAAAACAUGUCUGAGAAAAAAAAGAUAAAAAUUAAUUUUUUUUUCAAAUUCUGCAAAUAUUCUGUGUGAACAUUCAUCACUGUAUUGUUUUUGUUUUCUCUCAGUCUUCAAUAACGAGGAAUCAUAGGUUCAAAUGUCCAUUUGCAGAAAAUUUAUAUUCCAAAAUCACCUGGAGAAAAUAUUAUAAUGUUGAUAUUUGUUGCCAUUCUAGAUGGUUUACAGAAUUGGCCUCAUUGAUAUUGUCUAAAACGACCUCCUUUUCUAAAGAGUUUCUUAACACAAGAACAACUAUUAAUCAAUGUUUAGGUAGUUGUAGUUGAUCUAUUCGUUUGUAGCCCUCAUUUAAGUCCACUUUUU
Messenger RNA from Ylistrum balloti, 3734 nucleotides. RefSeq lists its product as uncharacterized. Lineage: Eukaryota; Metazoa; Mollusca; Bivalvia; Pectinida; Pectinidae. The record is from RefSeq and is a predicted model, not a curated record. Gene Ontology annotation, molecular function: protein kinase activity; ATP binding. The transcript has 9 exons. Gene Ontology annotation, biological process: protein phosphorylation. Bases 1 to 3054 code for a protein of 1017 amino acids.